AUGCGCUCGGACCGCGUGAGGGAGCUGCGCCAGGAAACCGUCGACAUGUUCUACCAUGGCUUCGACAACUACAUGAAGAUUGCCUUCCCUGAGGACGAGCUCCGCCCGGUGUCUUGCACUCCCCUUACUCGAGACGCCAAGAAUCCCCGAAAUGUCGAGCUCAACGACGUCCUGGGGAACUACUCCUUGACCCUUAUCGAUAGUCUUUCUACCCUGGCUAUCUUGGCGUCCGCUCCUCCCGAUGAUCGCGGCACCGGGCCGAAAGCGCUCAGGGACUUUCAGGACGGCGUGGCCGCGCUCGUGGAGCAGUACGGAGACGGCAGCCCCGGGCCCUCGGGCGUGGGCCUGCGGGGGCGCGGCUUCGACCUGGACAGCAAGGUGCAAGUGUUUGAGACGGUCAUCCGUGGCGUGGGAGGUUUGCUGAGCGCCCACCUCUUCGCCAUCGGCGCGCUGCCCAUCGCCGGCUACCACCCACGACGCCCUGGCGACGACCCCCUGAAUCCCCGUCCCGUUGUCUGGCCGAGCGGGUUUCGGUACGACGGUCAGCUUUUGCGCUUGGCCCUUGACCUGGCCCAGAGACUCCUACCCGCCUUCUACACCAAGACCGGCAUGCCCUAUCCGCGGGUCAACCUCCGCCACGGCAUUCCCUUCUACGCAAACUCGCCCCUCCACGAAUUCUCCCCGGACGCGACCCCUGAGGGGCCCCCGGAAAUCACGGAAACCUGCAGUGCCGGCGCAGGCUCGCUUGUUCUAGAGUUCACAGUUCUCAGUCGCCUAACCGGCGACGCUCGGUUCGAGCAGCUGGCCAAGCGUGCAUUCUGGGCUGUGUGGUACCGGAAGAGUCAGAUAGGGCUUAUCGGUGCGGGCGUGGAUGCUGAGCAGGGCCACUGGAUAGGAUCCUAUUCCGUGAUCGGCGCAGGCGCCGAUAGCUUCUUCGAAUAUGCCCUGAAAUCCCACAUCCUGCUCUCGGGCCAUGAACUGCCCAAUCAGACCGCUGUCCCCCCUCCUCACGAUGACGCGUGGCUGGACCCAAAUACGCUCUUCGCUCCCCUGAGUGACGUCGAAAACUCGGCCGACACUUUCUUGGAGGCUUGGCAUCACGCACACGCUGCCAUCAAGCGGCACCUCUACAGUGAGCGCGACCAUCCGCACUAUGAAAAUGUCAAUCUCUGGACCGGCUCUUUGGUGUCCAACUGGGUCGACAGCCUCGGUGCCUACUACUCUGGGCUCCUCGUCCUGGCUGGCGAGCUGGACGAGGCCGUCGAGACGAACCUGCUCUACACUGCCAUUUGGACCCGCUACGCCGCCCUUCCCGAACGGUGGUCUAUCCGGGACAAGACGGUCGAAGGGGGUCUGGGCUGGUGGCCGCUGCGGCCCGAGUUCAUCGAGUCGACGUACCAUUUGUACCGCGCCACCAGGGAUCCCUGGUAUCUCUACGUCGGCGAGAUGGUGCUUCGGGACAUCAAGAGGCGCUGCUGGACUCCUUGUGGUUGGGCCGGUCUGCAGAACGUCUUGGACGGGCAGAAGAGCGACCGCAUGGAGAGUUUCUUCCUCGGCGAAACUGCCAAGUACAUGUACCUCCUCUUCGAUGACCAACAUCCCCUCAACGCGCUUGACGCGGCCUAUGUCUUCUCCACCGAGGGGCAUCCCCUGAUCAUCCCCAAAGCAGCCACGCCAUCGGUGAGGCCUCGCUCCCCGUCGGGGUCUGACAACAGGGACCUGACAGUCUACUACGAUGAGGCCUUCACCAACACUUGCCCGCCGCGCCCAGCGAGCACCCCUCUUUCAGGCUCGGUGGUGGCUGCCCGGGACGACAUAUACCAUGCCGCGCGCAUGCUGGACCUGCAUUUACUCUCCACUUCGCGCAUCACCAUUGACGGCGGUCAGGUGUCCGGCCUGCACAUGGCCAGAUCCAACUUCACCCUGUUCCCCUGGACCCUGCCGCCUGAACUUCUGCCCAGCAAUGGCACCUGCUCCAAGGUUUACCAACCGCACGAGGUUACCCUGGAGUUUGCGGCGACCGCGGGACAGUCUGUCGGUGGCAGUUCGUUCAAUUUUAUGCUCGGAGGCCAGAACUUGGAGCGUCUCAGCACCGACCGCAUCCGGGUCUCCAGUCUGUCCAGUCUGAAGAUCACCCUCCGGCUCGAAGAGGGCGGGGAGCAAGAAUGGCAAGUCACCAAGAUCAACGGCUUCCCUCUUGGCCGAGAUGAGUUUGCCGUCUUCGAUCGAGCGAUCCUCGGCGAUCUUUCCGACCCCCGAUUCCACCUCGUCAGAGACCCCGUCAUGGUGAAGCUCCAGCAGCUCCACAGGGUUGCCCUUCACGAGAACGACACCAGCAGCCACGACCGCGCACCUGGCGAUCACCAUGAAGAAAUGCCACAGCUCGAUCCUCUCCAAGACCCCAACCGCCCCGCUGCCCUCUCCGAGCUCAGCUCCCUCGUCCGGUCCAUCUUCACCCGCGUCGCUGCAUCGCUCGACAUCCAGCUCCCUACUUCUCUCCCUGGCAUGGCGACUGCUCCCCUUCCUUACAACUUGGUCAUCAAUCAAACCGCCAUAACACCUGUUGGCAUCGGCGCCGGGCCUCUCCCGCCCGCGACCGCCGCCGCCGAUGCCGCCGCCGCGCGCAUUCCGCCCUUCGGCCCCGUGCCGGCCGGCCUCUUCCCCUGGACGACCAUCUACGCCGCCGGCGACGCCUGCUCCGGCCCGCUCCCCCAAUCCGCUCCGCGCGAUCACCAGGUCAUUCUCAUCCGCCGCGGCGGCUGCAGCUUUUCCGCCAAGCUCGCCAACAUACCCGCCUACGCGCCGUCGCCGACCUCGCUGCAGCUGGUGGUGGUCGUGUCCGACGACGAAGAGGGCGGCGGGGCCGGGUUGGUGCGGCCGCUGCUGGACGAGGUGCAGCGCACGCCGGGCGGGAUGCUGCGGCGGCAUCUGAUCCCCAUGGUCAUGGUUGGCGGCGGCGACGUGGCGUACCAGCGGCUGAGAUACGCGGCGGGGGUCGGGUUGGCGAAGCGGUACUUCAUUGAGAGCCAGGGGGUGAGGGUAAGGAAUAUUAUUGUCGAUGAGGGGGAUGUGGAGACGGCGCUGUGA
Messenger RNA from Thermothielavioides terrestris NRRL 8126, 3087 nucleotides. Its product is annotated as glycoside hydrolase family 47 protein. Gene Ontology annotation, cellular component: endoplasmic reticulum; membrane. The transcript is spliced from 2 exons. NCBI's taxonomy places the organism in Eukaryota, Fungi, Ascomycota, Sordariomycetes, Sordariales, Chaetomiaceae. The coding region runs from base 1 to 3087 and encodes 1028 amino acids. Gene Ontology annotation, biological process: carbohydrate metabolic process; mannose trimming involved in glycoprotein ERAD pathway; endoplasmic reticulum mannose trimming. Gene Ontology annotation, molecular function: mannosyl-oligosaccharide 1,2-alpha-mannosidase activity; calcium ion binding. The record is from RefSeq and is a predicted model, not a curated record.